This is a messenger RNA of Hypomesus transpacificus, 1865 nucleotides long. RefSeq names its product chromosome 6 C1orf198 homolog (gene c6h1orf198). Bases 54 to 1151 code for a protein of 365 amino acids. The record is from RefSeq and is a predicted model, not a curated record. The transcript has 4 exons. NCBI's taxonomy places the organism in Eukaryota, Metazoa, Chordata, Actinopteri, Osmeriformes, Osmeridae.
GCUAGUUACUGCUUUCUAGUCCCACCCUGGAAUGCUGUACAGCUGGUAGAAAAAUGGCUGCGGCGACCAUGUCUGGGGCCGACGGCCACAGGAUGGAGCAGAAGAAGUUCGAGUAUUUCUCCUCGAUGAACUCGAUGGCUAGGAAAAUAAUGCUGGAACGGGAGAAGAUCAAGGAGAGGUAUGGUUCGGCAUGGGAUACAAUGACUCAAAACGAGCAGGACGCCGCGAUCGACAAUGGAAUGAUGGACCCACACAUCCGAGCGAGAUACGCGAUGCACAAAGUCGACCGAGAGGAGGUCAUUUGCUAUCCGAGGUUGCUUAUACAGACAGGACAAAAAAUUGUCCAUUUCGGCGAGGAGGACAUCACCUGGCAGGAUGAGCACUCGGCCCCGUUCUCAUGGGAGACCAAGAGCCAGCUGGACUUCAACAUGACCAGUUCUCUCCCAGAGCAACCCGUAUGUACCUCCUCCUCCUCCAUCCAGGCCGACCCUAAACCGGCCAAAGUGGCCCAAAGCAACCAGCUGCCCAAGGGGACCCCGAGCGGCAAGCCAUCCAACGGCGAGGGCCCAAGUCUGGGCAGCAGGCAAGAGGAGGAGUCCUCCUUUUGGAAGAUCAGUGCGGAGCGCUCCAGGUUGGAUGGGGAGAAGGCCAACUUCCUCACCCCCAGCCAGAUCAAGUCCUUGGAGAAGGGCGAGAAGCCACUGCCCUCCUACCUGCGCCCCGAGACCCCUUCCUCCUCCUACCUGCGUUCGGAGACCCCCUCUCCCUCCCCGACCUCCAAGGAACCAGAAGACCCUCCUCCACCAUCCAGGUCCAACAAGCAGAGAGCCCCAAGGCCCCCCGCCCCCCCUCCUCCCAUCCCCGUCGCCAUCGCCGUGACCCCCGCCGCCAUCAGCGCCGCCCCAAGCCCCGUCAGCGUGUCGUCGACGGUGGCUGGCUGGGAGCGCGCUCAGAGCACGCUGCCGUCGGUUAGCAGCGCCCCCGAAGAGGUGUUUCUGCCGGGUUCCAAGACCCCCGCUCGCUCAGGCAGCGCGGGGCGAGACGGAGACAGGGUGGAGUCUCCCCCACUGGCCUCCAGCCCCACCUUUGCGCAGUUCAAUACGAGCAACAACAUCCUGAAGACUGGGUUUGACUUCCUGGACAACUGGUAACGACUGGUAACGCCACACCGCUCGACGGGCCAGGCCGACAGCAGGUGCACCAUCAGGAUCCAGGCUCAGCUGGCCCGUGUGUCUGUCUCUCUUUAUGCUGCCUGCUCGCACUCUUAUCACUCUGAAGGUGUUCAGCAUCAUAUCCCUGUCAUGUUAUUCCAGAUUAAAUGAAGUGUCACGGACCGACUUGUUAUUUUCGGCUCACUGCAUCCAACGUUCCACUUAGGUUGACACGCGACGUCGUCGUCAAGGUCAAAUAGCACGUUCGAAAGUGGACGUUUGUCCUCAGGCUUUACUGUUAAGUGUCGUCAAGGUAUGAAACCAGGUUAGGUUAGCUUGUUCAGGACGUUUCUCAUGGCCGUGUGCUUGUGUUUCCCCACCAACAAAGUCGCUAUCUCUUCCUUUCUGUUGUCCUUCGUUGACCUGAUUCUAUCCAUCCCUUAUCCUGGUACUGAGACCUUCCACUCGUGCUAUUAUGACGUAGUGUACAUGUAGGAUGCUGCAGCCGUCUUGUCGGCAUGUUUAGAUAAAGAAGCAUGACCUAAGUGAUUUGUACCACUCGCGUUAUUUAUCGAUGACCAUUUUACACAACUAGAGAGUACUAUUUUACUGACUUUUGUAUGUAGAGUAUAUUCAUUGAUUGUAUCAUAUGCUAUUAUAUUGCACUCAUGCAUUUUGCAAAUCACAGAUAAAGAGCUAAUAAAUGAAACUGAA